GCGGGGUUGCUGACGAGCCCCGCUUCCUGGCAGAAUUCCGCUGCACAAGUUCAAGUCCAUCCGCCGGACCAUGUCGGAGGUGGGCGGCCCCGUGGAGGGCCUGAUCGCCCAGGGCCCCACCACCAAGUACGCCCAGGGGGCGCCCGCUGUGGCCGGGGGGCCCAUUCCCGAGAUGCUCAAGAACUACAUGGACGUGAGUGUGGGGAGCGCCAGCGGCUGUGCUGGACGAGGCCGCUGCCCUGUGCAGGUGCCCUGCCAGUCCGCCGAGGCCGGCGUGGGCGGCGUCAGGGUGGAGCGGCAGACCUUCGGGGAGGCCACCAAGCAGCCGGGCAUCACCUUCAUCGCGGCCAAGUUCGACGGCAUCCUGGGCAUGGCCUACCCGCUCAUCUCCGUCAACAACGUGGUGCCCGUGUUCGACAACCUGAUGGCGCAGAAGCUGGUGGAGAAGAACAUCUUCUCCUUCUACCUCAACAGGGACCCGAACGCACAGCCCGGGGGUGAGCUGAUGCUGGGGGGCACUGACCCCAAGUUCUUCACGGGCCCCAUGAUGUACCACAACGUCACCCGCAAGGCCUACUGGCAGAUCCACAUGGACCAGCUGGAGGUGGGCAGCGGCCUGACCCUGUGCAAGGGGGGCUGUGAGGCCAUCGUGGACACGGGCACGUCCCUGGUGGUGGGCCCUGUGGACGAGGUGACGGAGCUGCAGAAGGCCAUCGGGGCCCUGCCCCUGAUCCAGGGCGAGUACAUGAUCCCCUGCGAGAAGGUGCCCAGCCUGCCCGAGGUCGUCCUGAAAAUCGGGGGCCAGCAGUAUACUCUGUCCUCCAACGAUUACACGCUCAAGGUGUCCCAGGGUGGGAAAACCAUUUGCCUGAGCGGCUUCAUGGGCAUGGACAUCCCCCCGCCGGGCGGGCCCCUCUGGAUCCUGGGCGACGUCUUCAUCGGCCGCUACUACACCGUGUUCGACCGGGAGGAGAACCGGGUGGGCCUGGCCCAGGCCGCCAAGUUGUAGCCGCCGCCCAGUCGCGAGGAUGGGGACCCCCCCCCCGCACAUCACCUGUCUCACACACACACACUCGCCGCACCUGGCGGGCUUUCUGGACGCUGCUGGCCCCAGCAGCCUGCAGCUCUGUCCUGCGGCCUCCCCUCCUGGCCCCGGAGCCGUCUGUCCAGGGGCCGGCUUGGGGCUCGCGAGCCGGAGGACCCAGGGCGGACUGUGCACCCCUCCCGCCCUGUCUCUCCCCCUUUCGGCUCCUCCUGGACCUGGGAUCCCCCUUGUCUGUCCCAGGCGUUGGCCAUGGGGCUGGCUGCAGAGGACAGCGGAGGACAGCAGGGAGGAGCCGGGGCUUGUGGGAUCUUCUUGGGGCCUGACCUGUCCAGGGUGCCCAGCAGUGUGGGCAGGGCGUGGCGCCGUCCUCUGCGGCUGCUCCUGGGGCUGCCGGAGCCAAAGUCGACAUCAAAUACAGCAGUUCGGCCUGUC
Messenger RNA from Condylura cristata (star-nosed mole), 1477 nucleotides. RefSeq names its product cathepsin D (gene CTSD). NCBI's taxonomy places the organism in Eukaryota, Metazoa, Chordata, Mammalia, Eulipotyphla, Talpidae. The record is from RefSeq and is a predicted model, not a curated record. The transcript is spliced from 6 exons. Gene Ontology annotation, molecular function: aspartic-type endopeptidase activity. Bases 71 to 1009 code for a protein of 312 amino acids. Gene Ontology annotation, biological process: proteolysis.